GGGCGCUUCACCGCGCACUGGCGGGUGCCGCUGCUGACGGCCGGCGCCCCGGCGCUGGGCUUCGGGGCCAAGGACGAGUACGCGCUGACCACCCGCGCGGGGCCCAGCCACGCCAAGCUGGGCGACUUGGUGGCGGCGCUGCACCGACGGCUGGGCUGGGAGCGCCAGGCGCUGGUGCUCUACGCCUACCGGCCCGGCGACGACCAGCCCUGCUUCUUUGUGGUGGAAGGGCUGUACGUGCGCCUGCGCGAGCGCCUCAACAUCACCGUGGACCACCUGGAGUUCGCCGAGGGCGACCUCCACCACUACUCCCUGCUGCUGCGGACCGUGAGGCGCAAAGGCCGAGUUAUCUACAUAUGCAGCUCCCCAGAUGCUUUCAGAACUCUGAUGCUUUUGGCCCUGGAAGCCGGCCUGAGUGGGGAGGACUAUGUGUUCUUCCACCUGGACCUCUUUGGACAAAGCCUGCAAGGUGCACACAGCCUUGCCCCCCACAGGCCCUGGGAGAGAGGGGAUGGGCAGGAUGCCAGUGCCCACCAGGCCUUUCAGGCUGCCAAAAUCAUUACGUAUAAAGAGCCGGACAACCCUGAAUACUUGGAAUUCCUGCAGCAGCUAAAACACUUGGCCCAGGAGCAGUUCAACUUCACCUUGGAGGAUGGCCUGGUGAACACCAUCCCGGCAUCCUUCCACGACGGGCUCCUGCUCUAUGUCCAGGCAGUGACGGAGAUCCUGGCACGUGGGGGAGCUUUCACUGACGGGGAGGCCAUCACUCAGCGGAUGUGGAACCGAAGCUUCCAAGGGGUGACAGGUUACUGGAAGAUGGACAGCAAUGGAGAUCGGGAGACGGACUUCUCCCUCUGGGAUAUGCAUCCUGAGACUGGCACUUUCAGGGUGGUUCUGAAUUACAACGGGACCUCCAGAGAGCUGGUGACCGUGCCAGGGCACGAACUGACCUGGCCCCUGGGCCACCCACCUCCUGAUAUCCCCAAAUGUGGUUUUGACAACGAGGACCCAGCUUGCAACCAAGUCCACUUUUCCACCCUGGAAGUGCUGGCUUUGGUGGGCAGCCUCUCCCUGCUUAGCAUUCUGACCGUCUCCUUCUUCAUAUACAGGAAGAUGCAGCUGGAGAAGGACCUGGCCUCAGAGCUGUGGCGGGUGCGCUGGGAGGACGUGCAGCCCAGCAGCCUUGACCGGCACCUCCGGAGCGCGGGCAGCCGGCUGACCCUCAGUGGGAGAGGCUCCAAUUACGGCUCCCUCCUGACCACAGAGGGCCAGUUCCAAGUGUUUGCCAAGACGGCAUAUUAUAAGGGCAACCUCGUGGCUGUGAAGCGUGUGAAUCGUAAGCGCAUCGAGCUGACUCGGAAAGUGCUGUUUGAACUGAAGCAUAUGCGAGACGUACAGAAUGAACACCUGACCAGGUUUGUGGGUGCCUGCACUGACCCCCCCAACAUCUGUAUCCUCACAGAGUACUGUCCUCGGGGGAGCUUACAGGACAUUCUGGAGAAUGAGAGCAUCACCUUGGACUGGAUGUUCCGGUACUCGCUUACCAAUGACAUCGUCAAGGGCAUGCUGUUCCUGCACAACGGGGCCAUUUGCUCUCAUGGGAACCUCAAGUCCUCCAACUGUGUGGUGGACGGGCGCUUCGUGCUCAAGAUCACCGACUUUGGGCUGGAGAGCUUCAGGGGCCCGGAACCAGAGCAAGGCCACACCCUCUAUGCCAAAAAGUUGUGGACGGCCCCUGAGCUCCUGCGAAUGGCCUCGCCCCCUGCCCGGGGCUCCCAGGCUGGUGACGUGUACAGCUUUGGGAUCAUCCUUCAGGAGAUCGCCCUAAGGAGUGGGGUCUUCCACGUGGAAGGUUUGGAUCUCAGCCCCAAAGAGAUCGUGGAGCGUGUGAGUCGGGGCGAGCAGCCCCCCUUCCGGCCCUCCCUGGCCCUGCAGAGUCAGCUGGAGGAGCUGGGCCAGCUGAUGCAGCGGUGCUGGGCUGAGGAGCCCCAGGAGCGGCCGCCCUUUCAGCAGAUUCGCCUGAUGCUGCGCAAGUUCAACAGAGAGCACAGCGGCAACAUCUUGGACAACCUGCUGUCCCGCAUGGAACAGUACGCCAACAACCUGGAGGAGCUGGUAGAGGACCGGACCCAGGCCUACCUGGAGGAGAAGCGCAAGGCCGAGGCCCUGCUCUACCAGAUCCUGCCCCACUCAGUGGCUGAGCAGCUCAAGCGUGGGGAGACGGUCCAGGCUGAGGCCUUUGACAGUGUCACCAUCUACUUCAGCGAUAUCGUGGGCUUCACGGCCCUGUCGGCAGAGAGCACACCCAUGCAGGUGGUGACCCUGCUCAAUGACCUGUACACUUGCUUUGAUGCCGUCAUAGACAACUUCGAUGUGUACAAGGUGGAGACCAUUGGCGACGCCUACAUGGUAGUGUCGGGGCUCCCCGUGCGGAAUGGGCUGCUGCACGCCCGCGAGGUGGCCCGCAUGGCCCUGGCGCUGCUGGACGCCGUGCGCUCCUUCCGCAUCCGCCACCGGCCCCAGGAGGAGCUGCGCUUGCGGAUCGGCAUCCACACAGGACCCGUGUGUGCCGGCGUGGUAGGGCUGAAGAUGCCGCGCUACUGCCUCUUUGGCGACACAGUCAACACAGCCUCCAGGAUGGAGUCUAACGGGGAAGCCCUGAAGAUCCACUUGUCUUCUGAGACCAAGGCUGUCCUGGAAGAGUUUGGUGGCUUCGAGCUCGAGCUUCGAGGGGACGUAGAAAUGAAGGGCAAAGGCAAAGUGCGGACCUACUGGCUCCUGGGGGAACGGGGCGCUGGCACUCGAGGCUGACCUGUCCCCCACCUUGGCCUUCCACACCCCCUUCCCUGCACCAGAGGUAACAGAGAGAUGCCAGGUCCCGGCCUCACUCACAGCAGCCCCGCCACUGCCAAAGGAUCAGAGAAGUAGUUUGAACAACCCAAACUUGCUAACCCCAGUGGAGACACCAGAUGUGACCUCUGAUGGACUGGUAUUGGGGAGAACUUGGAGUUCAUGGGACUGGACCAAAGCACACAGUCAUACCCAGUGGCACACACGGACAAGUGCACCCACUCUCCACCCGGACUCAAGCCACGCUGGGGUGUGGACUCCUCCUUGAGACACUGUGGCUUCUAUGGGGAGGGGGAGGAGUCGUCUCAGAGGUAACAGGAGAAGGCACUAUAGACUAGACCACUAUAGACUAGACGAAUCUAGAGGGUGAGGGGAGUCCACAUCUAGGCCCAGCCCACAUGGGCCACAACGCCCCCCAUGCCCUCCCCAGCCUUGGAUACAGUGCACAGGGGAGGGGUCUGCUCCAUAUGCCUUGUUUCUCCUGUGAACAGAGGCCAUUACCAUCUUUAUUCCAGUGAAUGUCUCUGGAAGGACAGCUGGUGGGUGGCCAGAAAACACACCAUGCUCCCGCACUCUACUCCACAUACGAUGCUUCCUGGGCUGGGGAAUGCAGUAUCUGACAAAGCUACGUGCCAGCCUGUGAAUCACCCCAGCAGUGCUGACGCUUUUGGUCUAAGGACCUGUUUACACCCUUAAGAAUUACUGAGGGUCCCAAAGAAUUUUUGUUAAUGUGGAUUCAAUCUAUCCAUAUAUACUCUAUUAGAAAUUAAAGCAAGUCCUUAUUAACUCAUUUAAAUAAUAAACCAAUCACGUUUAUAAAUUUUUA
Molecule: messenger RNA, 3676 nt
Organism: Suricata suricatta (meerkat)
Lineage: Eukaryota; Metazoa; Chordata; Mammalia; Carnivora; Herpestidae
Gene: NPR1
Product: natriuretic peptide receptor 1
Exons: 22
Biological process (GO): intracellular signal transduction; protein phosphorylation; cGMP biosynthetic process
Cellular component (GO): membrane
Molecular function (GO): peptide receptor activity; protein kinase activity; ATP binding
Source: RefSeq, a predicted model, not a curated record